AUGACUCAUAUGGCCAGGCGCUUCGUUCACUUCGGAGGCGGUCCUGAUCCGCGCCAUAACGCUUUCAUCAUCGGCCAGAGCCCAACCGGGAACGACUUAUACAUCGCCUUCGACACCCCUCCUUCUCGCUAUGACGGGCGUGUCGUGACUCAGGUGCAUCGUGCUGUCAACGCCAACGCCAAUACCUCAGGUGGCGGAGAAGUCUUUGCUGAACUACGGUGGUUCGGCACGGCUCUCGGGACCUUCACGUCGAGGACGCGGCAAGGCGAACCGCACAUGGGGCAGCUGGCGGAUAUCACCAAUCGUCCUGAAGGCACCCGGGCCUUCCUUUCAACCGGCGACGACGGUGUUCAAGCUAACUUCGCCUGGAUCCGUGUGCUCGACCCUACCGGUACCGCCACUGGGACCAGGUUCUCCUACGAUCUUGUGCACGAACCGUCGCACGUUCCGAUCGGUUACUACCGCUACCACGGCCCGCAGGUCUCUGCCACAGGCGUGACCACCUUCGCGACCUUCGAGUACAACUUCGGGAGUGAUGGGCUGCUGGUGGAUGCCAUGCUUGCUCUGUGCAUCAACAGGUUCUUGGACGGAAUGAACCGCCGGAUCUGA
This is a messenger RNA of Peniophora sp. CBMAI 1063, 609 nucleotides long. The record is from the annotation of a GenBank genome assembly. Lineage: Eukaryota; Fungi; Basidiomycota; Agaricomycetes; Russulales; Peniophoraceae.